Messenger RNA from Ilyonectria robusta, 1047 nucleotides. Its product is annotated as proline racemase family. Gene Ontology annotation, molecular function: 4-hydroxyproline epimerase activity. NCBI's taxonomy places the organism in Eukaryota, Fungi, Ascomycota, Sordariomycetes, Hypocreales, Nectriaceae. The record is from RefSeq and is a predicted model, not a curated record. The transcript has a single exon. The coding region runs from base 1 to 1047 and encodes 348 amino acids.
AUGCCGGCGACACGCAUAUUCAACACUGUCGGCGUUCACGCGGCUGGCGAAGUCUGCGAUGUCGUCGUUGGCGGCGUUCUUGAUGUCCCCGCCAAGAACAUGUACGAGAAAAUGAUGCAUUUCUGGGAAAAGGAAGACCACCUUCGCCAGCUAUUGCUCAACGAACCUCGUGGAUGUUCCGCCAUGUGUCACAAUCUUAUCCUUCCACCGUGCAACCCAGAGGCCGAUGCUGGAUUCAUCAUCAUGGAGCAUGAAGAAUACCCGCCCAUGUCUGGGGCCAACACAAUCGCUACGGCUACAGUCUUGUUAGAAACAGGCAUGGUCCCGAUGAAGGAGCCGGUCACCGAGGUGAAACUGGAUACACCAGCUGGCUUGGUCACCGUCAAGGCAGAAUGUGCAAAUGGAAAAUGUACAAGUGUCACUUUUCACAAUGUCCCGGCAUUUGUGUUUGCCCUUGACAAGGAGAUCGACGUUCCUGGCAUCGGUUCCGUCAAGGUCGAUGUUGCUUGGGGCGGGAUGAUUUAUGUUCUUGUUGAUGCGGCCUCUGUGGGCCUCAAGAUUAAGAACGUGAACGGUGCGAGCCUUGUCAGUCUUGGCGAGCGUGUUAAGCGGGCUGUUCAAGAACAGACAGACUUUGUGCAUCCCGAGAACCCCAAGAUCCGGGGCGUCACCGUCCUCGAGUUCACAGAGCCUCUCGCCAACGAGCGAGAUGGUAAGGCGGCAGCUAACACAGUGGUUGUCUCUCCUGGAAGACUUGAUCGAAGUCCCUGUGGAACAGGCACCUGUGCGCGCUUGGCCGUCCUUCACGCGAGGGGGCAGCUUGCCGAUGGAGAAGCCUUUUAUCAUCGCAGUGUAAUUGGCACUGAAUUCAUCGGCCGCAUCCACGGCACAACCAAAGUCGGAGACUAUCCUGCUGUCUACCCUGCUGUUACGGGUAGGGCGUGGAUUACGAGCUACAAGCAAGUUGUUUUGGACCCAACAGAUCCGUUUCCCGAAGGGUUUAGGGUGGGGGAUACUUGGCAUUUAGAUGAAGAGCUAGAUGUAUGA